AUGGGCGAUUCAAACCCUCCCUUUGAGGUGUUGGCUCAAUUUCCUUACACCUCCGAACACGCAGACGACCUCAAUUUCGAAAAAGGCACUUUGAUAACCGUACAAUCGGUCGAAGACGACGAAUGGUAUUUCGGUGAGUAUCUCGAUGAACAGGGAAGUUUGCAAGAGGGUAUCUUCCCUAGAAGCUUCGUAACCACAGUCGAAAAACCAAAAAAGCAUUCUGCCUCUACCAAGACAGAGGGGGGCACAGAAUCCGAGAAAUUAGCGGAACCAGCUUCUAUUGCGGAAAUCAAAGAACCCAGAUUUCCACAAGAGCAGUUCGACCAGAUUAAGACAGAAGCACCCGGAAAACAAAAUGUUGCGAUUGAAAAGAACGAAAACGACGAGAAAGAUGAUACCAUGAAACCAGUGAGUCCAAUGGAAGAAACCGUAGCUUCUAAAAAGGUUUCGCCCGAAAUCCCCGCACCUGCUAAGCCAGAUCCCACUGGUUUUUCAACCACCAAACCCUCUGUUUCAUCACAGCAAAGUGGUGCCCAAGCACCCACUCCGGCUGUUGCCAAAUCGUCUGACCACGACACGAAUUUUGAGGAACACCCAAAAAUGAGUCUCAAAGAACGGAUCGCUCUGUUACAAGAACAACAGAGGAUCAAUCAAGAGAAAGAGCAAGAAAGACAGCAAAAAUUGCUGGAAAAGGAAAAGAAGCAUGCACGUCACGAAGCUGCAAUCAUUCAGGAAAGUCCCGAGCUGUUGCCGGAGUCUGCAGCUUCGGACAUCGGGGUGAAUCCUCAGCAGGCAAGUGUAUCUAGGAGAACCACUGUACCAGAGAUCAGCCAUGUUGAGAUACCUGGGGCCAACGCUGAGCUACAAGACUCAGGGCCCAAAUUGCCCGCAUCCAAUGUCGUCCAUGACUCAUCCUCUCCAGAGGCGAAGGGCGACGACAACCGGAGCUAUCUAGUCAGCGAAGAAGAAGAAGAAGACGAAGCAGAAGAAGAUCAUGCCGAGAGUGAGGAGGGCAAAAUAGAAAUCCAGGAAGAUGAGGAAGAGGCUCGGCGUGCUGCCCUCAGAGAUCGCAUGGCUAAACUUUCAGGUGCUGGAAGAAUGGGAAUGCCAGUGUCUUUCAACCCUUUUGGCAUUCCAGGAUCCUCUAGAACAUCAACAGCUUUACCAAAAAAGACCGAACGCCAAGAAACAUCACAAAAGGUCGAAACUGACUUGCCUCGUGCAGUUCCGAUGCUACCUUUCGCUGACCCCCAGGCCCUACAAAGAAUUCAAAAAGACGUGCCAGGGGACAAUUCAGCUCGCAAGGAAGACGAAGAGCCACCCUCCGCAGAUUUCCUGUCUCAAAAAGGCCAGGACUUAAUUAAUGAGCAACCGGGGGCGCCUAAACUUACUCACGAGUAUGCUAAAUUGGCGAACCCACCCGCUCCUCUUGACACGCCGGGUAUGCUUGCAGAUGCAGAAGAUGAAGCUGGGCCUGUCGAAAGCAAUUAUUUUGGAAAAGACUCUGAGCAAGCGCUCAACUUGUCUGAAAGAUCGGAAACAUUAUCCCUCGACCACAAUGAUGAUGCGCUGCAAGAACAAGAGAUCCUGUCAGUUGAGAAAAACAGGCCAGAGUUUGGGAGCGGUCAUGUUUCGGACUCCACGGGCUAUGAGUCUUCGGUAGAAGAAACUGCUGCAGCAAUAAGCAAGCCCGCCAAGAGUAUGCCCUCUCUUACAAAACAGGCGAUUCAUCACGCGGCAUCGGCAGCAGACGAGCUGCAGGCUAAGUCUUUGCAGGACCAAAUUAAUGAUGACGAGAUCUUAGAUGGGGAACUGAGCGCAAGUAGCUGCAAAAUUCUCGAGCCUCAGUCGAAGCCUGAACAGUCAGCUUUCCUGUCCAGUGACAAGAAAGAAAAUGUUGAGAGAGUGCUACCUAUCGGUGCCUCUUCCAAGGAAGCGACUGCAGAAGACAGAAGGGUAGUGCCGCCUAUCCCAAAACAGGUCCCGAUUUCUUCUGCGCCACCAAUUCCAUCAACAAAACCGGCGCCAUCAACUGCAUACGUGCCACCAGUUCCUUUGACGAAACCAGCACCUCCAACUUCUUCCGUGCCGCCCCUUCCUACAGCACCACCUAUUUUUAUCAGAGAAACAAGUCAAGAAGUGGAAAAUAGUCAGGAGGUCGAUAUCUGGCCUGGUGCAGUGAAAAGAUCUUCAAUGAUUAGUGUCCAAGAGGAACCUUUCGAAUCUUAUUCGGAGGACAGUGGAGAGCCAGAAGCGAGUCAUCCCCAUUUACAUCAUGAUGCUCCAAAGGUUGCGCCACCACCACCACUACCACAAUUAGCGACAAGUGAUGUGCAGCCUGGUGGUGGACCAAGAUCGCCUCCCCCUCCACUUCCACCUUCAAAAUCACACUUUGCGGACCCUGUGAAAGGUGACAAGCAUCUUGUAACUAAAAAAGAGUUCGUCUCGGAAAAGGGAGCUUUACCUAUACCGAUUUCUUCAGCAAACGUAAGCUCUAAACAUCACGUAUCGCCCAGCACCGCGUCGUUUAAGGAUGGCUCAAUCAAUCAAAAUGCGGGAAGGAAACUUCCUAUGAGUAGCAGCGGAGCGCAAGUUCCUAAUGUGGAACCUUUCGACAAACAAGUGAAAAGGGCUCAAACAUUUGAGACUAAUGACAUAAACCAAAUGCCGACUAUAAACUUUGAUCAAGCAGACAGGUGGUGGUUGGAAAAAGUGAUACCGGCCGGUCUGGUCAGCGGCAAUCGCCUGAAAUACAUUUGGGAAAUCGAUGACAACAUUUUCAAUAAAAGAAGCGGAGAACAAUGGACAAUGCGGGAUUUCUACAUCCUUUUUGAGGAUUACAGUCAACUACAUGCUACGGUUGUGUUCAACGUAUCAAACCCUCAUCAAACAGUGAAGUUUUGGCAACAAUUUCUACCAAGCCCUUCUUCGAACAGGAAACUGGAUGAAUUCGCAUCCAGAAUUGGCUACAGGAUAUUUGAGACAGCCAACCAGUCUAUCAAUAGGCCCUCGCAAGAUUUCGUUUAUCAUCUCAUCACUAGCAUGAAAGAUUCCGUUGUACCUCCUAUUGCCUCAAGGACCUAUGGUGUGCCGCUGCUCACCUUUUCGCCUGAUGGUGCCCUUGAUGAGGAGGCUCUGAAAUCGGUGAGGCCUGGUGACAUUUUGGUCGUCAGAAGAGGAAAAUUCCAAUCCCAUGGAAAAUUGCUCCAGAAGACCACACAUGAAAUUGGGAUGGAUGCAAUACCCUUUGCGGGCGUUAUCACAGAGUAUGAUUUUUCGAAGAAUAAAUUCAGAGUCAUUGAAGAACAGAACGGCAAAACUAGACAAGCUAGCUACCGCAUACACGAUAUGAAAAGUGGUAAACUUAAAGUUUUUAGAGUGGUGGACAGAAGCUAUGUGGGCUGGUAA
Lachancea meyersii CBS 8951 is the source of this 3408-nucleotide messenger RNA. NCBI's taxonomy places the organism in Eukaryota, Fungi, Ascomycota, Saccharomycetes, Saccharomycetales, Saccharomycetaceae. The record is from the annotation of a GenBank genome assembly.